AAUUGCGAAUGUUAUAAACUAUGGGUAAAAUUUUUGGAACAUCAAUGGAAAAUACAACAAAAUAAUUACAAAUUAUUCCAGGAUAACAAAGAAGACAAUAAUAAACUUCCUUUAAGUCAUUAUUUAUUCGCUAGAUGUUGGAAAGAAUAUUUUGGUAAAAAUUUAUCAGAAAUAACGUCUAAUGAUUUCUAUAGUAAACAUGGUCCUCUUAUCGAUUUUUCAAUAGAAAGAUGUGGCCAAGAUAAAGAUAAAGCAAAAACAAAAUUUGAAGAAAAAAUCCAUCACUCAAAAAUUAAAACUAAACAAUGUGAUGCAAGAGAAAGACAAUGUAAAGCAGAACAACGAAUUGACAGUAAUUGUGAUGGAAUUGACAGUUCAUUUAACGGUUGUUGGAGGAAAACAUAUGAUGAUAUAGAUAAAAAAAAUAAUAAUAACGAGACAGUAAAAAAAUGGUUAUGUGAAGACAAUAGGGCACAUCUAAAUACUGGAGCAUGUGUCCCUCCGAGAACGCAACCAUUAUGUGUAGCAAACAUGGUAAAUUCAUGGGGGAAUAUAGUGACGGAUUUGUCGACCAAGGAUAAUUUGAAAAAAGAAUUAAAAAGAGCAAUGAAAAAAGAAAUAGAAAAUAUAUACGAUUAUUAUAAUGAAGGAAAGGCAAUCAUAUCAAAAGGGCCUGAUGGAAAAAAGGGUCCUCCUGAUAAAAAUGGUAUGCCAAAAAGUUUUUGUCAUGCAGCAGAAAGAACAUAUAAUGAUUUUAAACAUAUGGUGAUAGGUGAUAUUCCGUGGAAACCAGGAAGUUUUUCACAAAUACAUGAGAAAAUUAAACAGAUAAUUGAAGAACAAGAAAACAAAAAAAAAAACAAAACUACUAAUUCGAACAAAACACCUGAGGAAUGGUGGAACGAACAUGAAUACGAGUUCUGGGAAGCUAUCAAAUGUGGGAUACAAAACAGUGGUAAAGCCACUAAAGCCACUGGCGAGGAGUGUGGAUAUCACCCUCCUUCCGAUACCGAUGAUCCAUUUGAUUGGUGGUUCAAGGAAUGGGGCCAACAGUUUUGCAUCGAGCGGCAAAAACAUAUAACACAAAUUAACGAGAAAUGUAGUUCGUCGGCAAGUAUUAAGUGUGAUAAUGUUAGUGGUACAAAAUCAUUGAAACGGGAAUGUCAAGAAAAAUGCGAAAAAUACAAAACAUUUAUUCAACAAAAUCGUGAUGCUUGGAAUAAACAAAAAUCUAAAUAUGAGAGAGAACAUCCAGGAAAAUUCGCCCAAGAAUUAUUAGGACUUAGUUAUCCCGAAUGUGUAGGUACCAAUUUUGAAACAAUAUUUGGCACCAGUGGUACCACCACUAGUGGUGUAAAACCAAGUGCUAGUGGUACCACCACUGGUUAUGGCGAUGCUAGCGAUAUAUGUUCGUGCGACGAACAAACAUAUAAAUGUGAAAAUAAUACAUCUACAUGUAAAGAGAAAAGUGGUGAUCUAACUACUUGGCGUACCGGUUUAUUAAAAAUUGGAAAAGAUGGAAAACAAUUGCAAGGUGUGUACGCUCCUCCGCGACGUCAAAAAUUAUGUUUAGCAAAUUUACAUCCAAUAAAUUUUGGAAAUGGCGCAGAUAUCGAAAUUAACAAAAACGACAUAUUGAAUAGAUUACAAAUAGUUGCGGAACGGGAAGCAUAUUUUUUAUGGAAACACUAUCAUCCAAAUAGUAGCACUAG
Messenger RNA from Plasmodium gaboni, 1712 nucleotides. RefSeq names its product putative EMP1-like protein. Gene Ontology annotation, molecular function: host cell surface receptor binding. Gene Ontology annotation, cellular component: membrane. The transcript has a single exon. NCBI's taxonomy places the organism in Eukaryota, Apicomplexa, Aconoidasida, Haemosporida, Plasmodiidae. The record is from RefSeq and is a predicted model, not a curated record. The annotation marks the transcript as partial.